Messenger RNA from Mesorhabditis belari, 837 nucleotides. The record is from the annotation of a GenBank genome assembly. Lineage: Eukaryota; Metazoa; Nematoda; Chromadorea; Rhabditida; Rhabditidae.
AUGAAGCGUUUUGAGCGAAGAGUCGCCAUUGUUACGGGCUCAAGCAAUGGUAUCGGCCGAGCGAUAGCCGUGCUCCUUGCCCAAGACGGAGCCUCGGUGGUGGUUACAGGAAGGGAUGAGAUGGCUUUGAAGGAAACCCUCACAGAGUGCGUGAAUGCCGGGGUGAAUAGCGAGCGAAUUCUUAUCGUCCAAGGCGACAUCACCAAGGAUGAAUUUCGCAAGAAACUGGUCAACGACACCCUCAACUCCUUCGGGAAAUUGGAUAUUUUGGUGAACAACGCGGGCGCUCUCGACAAGGACAAUUGCGGCAAGGGGCCCGGCUUCCAGAAUCAAGACAUCGACAGCUACGACUACAUUAUGGCCCUAAAUCUAAGGAGUAUCGUUUCUCUGCUCUAUCUAUGUCUACCGCACCUCGAAUCGACAAAAGGCGACGUGGUGAACAUCUCAUCCAUCGGCGGACUGCAAGGAGCGAUGCCUAACUUCCCCUUCUACUCAACGUCGAAAGCAGCCCUUUGUCAGUUGACUCGAUCCCUUGCCUAUGAAUACAUUCCGAAGGGUGUUCGCUUCAACACAGUCUGCCCUGGCCUGGUCGCCACGAAAAUUCUCCAAAAGCAGGGCUUACCCGAGGAGCUCUCAAGGAAGCUAGAGCAUAGCAUGGAGCAAAACCCGAUGAACAUCCCGGGUGGUUUCGUCGGAACACCCGAGGACAUCGCCAACGUGGUCGCCUUCUUGGCGGAUCGGAAAACCUCCCGCUACAUCAUUGGCUCAACGAUCGUCGUUGACGGUGGUUCGCACAUUGUGAUGCCGCUCGUCACCGGCAAUUUUCAUGAUCACAUG